AUGGAUGAACAAAGAAUUGCCAACGCCUACCGCUCAAAGCGUCUUGUCUACCGCGCACCGGAAAACAACGACGAAGACAAAGUAUUCCUCUCCAAGCACUUCGACAACAACCCCGUCAGUGCCGCCCUAGCAGAUCCCCAGCUUCUCAAACCACGCGACAAGAAAAGCGCAGAGGAUCUCCUCACCUUUAUGAAAGACUCCGUCAUGACGUGCAUAAUCAGCCUAUCGCCCGACGAAGCCAAAAAAUACGACAGCGAGAAACCAGACCCUAUUCCCAUCGGCUUCAUCGUCCUUGGCCUCGGUGGUAGAAAGGCGCAUCACCGCAAUGCGGGUAUAGGCAUCAUGCUCGCGGAGGCGUACCAGAACAAAGGCUACGGCGGGGAGAGUAUCAAUUGGAUGCUCGAUUGGGCUUUCCGUCAUGGGGGCUUUCAUCGUGUGGGGAUUCAGACGUUUGGAUUUAAUGAGCGUGCGCAGCAUUUGUAUAAAAAGCUGGGGUUCGUAGAGGAAGGACGGAGUAGAGAGGCGAUUUGGCAUGAUCGGAACUGGUAUGAUAUGGUGGAGUUGGGAAUGCUCGAGAGUGAGUGGAUGACUCUACGAGGUCUUGAGUAA
Molecule: messenger RNA, 609 nt
Organism: Fusarium sp. VM40
Lineage: Eukaryota; Fungi; Ascomycota; Sordariomycetes; Hypocreales; Nectriaceae
Source: the annotation of a GenBank genome assembly